This is a messenger RNA of Myotis lucifugus (little brown bat), 2556 nucleotides long. It is a transcript of the gene ADAM11, whose product is annotated as ADAM metallopeptidase domain 11. The transcript is spliced from 25 exons. Lineage: Eukaryota; Metazoa; Chordata; Mammalia; Chiroptera; Vespertilionidae. Bases 1 to 2364 code for a protein of 787 amino acids. Gene Ontology annotation, biological process: proteolysis. The record is from RefSeq and is a predicted model, not a curated record. Gene Ontology annotation, molecular function: metalloendopeptidase activity.
AUGCCCAGCCGGACCUGCUUAGAGCUGGGAACUCAGGAAGAUGAGGAACUCUCGGGGGCCAAGGACCAUAAGAUUGAGCCUCCACUGGAGCUGGCCCAGAAGUCACUCUGGGGGUUCAGGAAGGUCUCCCCAACAAGGAGCCCGGGACACACAUGCUAUGGCCUUGUCUCCCCAGGUCUUGGGACCUGGGGUCCUGCUGGAGUUCUGCGUUGGAGGGUCGCACCUCAGUUGUGGGGCCCAGAAGUGCCUGAGGUCACCGAGCCCAGCCGCCUGGUGGGGGAGAGCUCCGGGGGAGAAGUCCGGAAGCCGCAGUUGGACACCAGGGUCCGCCAGGAGCCACCCGGUGGCCCCCCUGUCCACCUGGCCCAGGUGAGUUUCGUCAUCCCAGCCUUCAACUCCAACUUCACUCUGGACCUGGAGCUGAACCAUCACCUUCUCUCCUCCAAAUACGUGGAGCGCCAUUUCAGCCGCGAGGGGACCACCCAGCGGAGCACGGGGGCGGGAGACCACUGCUAUUACCAGGGGCGGCUCCGAGGGAACCCCCACUCCUUCGCUGCUCUCUCCACCUGCCAAGGGCUGCAUGGGGUCUUCUCGGACGGGAACUUCACCUACAUCGUGGAGCCCAGAGAGAUGGCCGGGCCUCGGGAAGCCCCCCGGGGACCACAUCCCCACCUCAUUUACCGGACCCCGCUCCUCCCAGCCCCCAUUGGAUGCAGGGAACCAGACUGCCUGUUCGCCGCCCCUGCCCAUGCUGCUCCUCCGGACCGGCCGAGGCUGAGAAGGAAAAGGCAGUUUGAGCAGAUGCGACAGUCCGUGGUCCUCACCAGCAACUUCGCCAAGUCCGUGGUGAACCUGGCUGAUGUGAUGUACAAGGAACAGCUCAAUACCCGGAUAGUGCUGGUUGCCAUGGAAACGUGGGCAGAUGGGGACAAGAUCCAGGUGCAGGAUGACCUCCUGGAGACCCUGGCCCGUCUCAUGGUCUAUCGGCGGGAGGGCCUGCCUGAGCUCAGCGAUGCCACCCACCUCUUCUCGGGCAGGACUUUCCAGAGCACCAGUAGUGGGGCUGCCUACGUGGGAGGCAUCUGCUCUCUGUCCAGGGGUGGGGGUGUGAAUGAGUACGACAAUAUGGGGGCCAUGGCAGUGACCCUGGCCCAGACGCUGGGGCAAAACCUGGGCAUGAUGUGGAAUAAACACCGGAGCUCAGCAGGGGACUGCAAGUGUCCAGACAACUGGCUGGGCUGCAUCAUGGAGGACACUGGGUUCUACCUGCCCCGCAAGUUCUCGCGCUGCAGCAUCGAUGAGUACAACCAGUUUCUGCAGGAGGGCGGCGGGAGCUGCCUCUUCAACAAGCCCCUCAAGCUGCUGGACCCCCCUGAGUGCGGAAACGGCUUCGUGGAGGCCGGGGAGGAGUGCGAUUGCGGUUCUGUGCAGGAGUGCAGCCGAGCGGGCGGGAACUGUUGCAAGAAGUGCACCCUGACUCACGACGCCAUGUGCAGCGACGGGCUCUGCUGUCGCCGCUGCAAGUACGAGCCGCGGGGUGUGUCCUGCCGAGAGGCCGUGAAUGAGUGCGACAUCGCGGAGACCUGCACUGGCGACUCUAGUCAGUGUCCCCCCAACUUACACAAACUGGACGGUUACUACUGUGAUCAUGAACAGGGCCGCUGCUACGGAGGUCGCUGCAAAACCCGGGACCGGCAGUGCCAAGCCCUGUGGGGCCACGUGGCUGCCGAUCGCUUCUGCUAUGAGAAGCUGAACGUGGAGGGGACAGAGCGUGGCAACUGUGGGCGCAAGGGGUCCGGCUGGGUCCAGUGCAAUAAGCAGGACGUGCUCUGUGGCUUCCUCCUCUGCGUCAACGUCUCCGGAGCCCCUCGGCUGGGGGACCUCGGAGGAGACAUCAGCAGUGUCACCUUCUACCACCAGGGCAAGGAGCUGGACUGCAGGGGUGGCCACGUGCAGCUGGCCGAUGGCUCAGACCUGAGCUACGUGGAGGACGGCACAGCCUGUGGGCCCAACAUGCUGUGCCUGGAUCACCGCUGCCUGCCAGCCUCUGCUUUCAACUUCAGCACCUGCCCGGGCAGUGGGGAGCGCCGCAUCUGCUCCCACCACGGGGUCUGCAGCAACGAAGGGAAGUGCAUCUGCCAGCCAGAUUGGACGGGCAAAGACUGCAGUAUUCACAACCCCCUGCCGACGUCCCCGCCCACGGGGGAGACGGAGAAAUAUAAGGGUCCCAGCGGCACCAACAUCAUCAUUGGCUCCAUUGCCGGGGCUGUCCUGGUUGCAGCCAUCGUCCUGGGCGGCACAGGCUGGGGAUUUAAAAACAUCCGACGAGGAAGGUAUGACCCGACCCAGCAGGGGGCAGUGUGAUGCUGGCCACGUCAUCCCUCCGCUGUCCCUGUCUCCAUCUCAUUUGUCACCUCGCAUUCUGUUGAUGGGAGCUCAGGGCUGAUUCCCCCACCCCCGCUGUCACUGCUGUCCCUGCAGGGGUGGGAGAGGAAAGUCCUUAGCCUGCCCUUGCCACUUCCUCUUGCCCAAACAUCCCCUCAGGCCCCGGUCCGU